AGUACGACUCGAACGAAAAUCCUUACAGAAUACGGCGCCAGUGCGAGAAGCGCGAUCGUAAGAGUCAAAGGGACGAGUGCCGGAGUGCAGCGAUUUUUCGGAGCAAAAAGGGAAGGACAAAUGAACGAGAAUCGACGAACAAAGCGCGCGAAUGAUAAUGGGCCUCGCGCUCGGUCGCGGCUGUUGACAGUAGUAGUAGCAGGCGUCGGAAAUCGCGCGGAGAUAAGACUCCGUUGACGCAGGUGAAAAUCGAGGCAUACUGCAGUGUAUAUACUCCGAUUUCACUUCGUAUCAGCAGCAGCAAACCAGUGCUCCGCACACACACACACACACACACAUACUUCUAUAUAAUAACAACGCGGGUAUUUUUGCCUGCUUAUAAGUAGCUGCGCGUAUCUAUUGUCAGAGUGAGCCAACAAUUAAUACCAGUCCGUGAUAAUCAAAAGGGUUUGUCGCUGCUUCUCACAGUGCGCAAUCCUCGCUGACGCUUUUUCGGGGGACGACGACAACUUGUUUUUCCGAGUCCACACUGACGACUCGAGGCUACAAGGUGGCGGCUGCGAAAAAACGAUUAUAAAAAGCAUUCCAGAAAAGCUUUCGACCAUGAUCUGACUAACCUCCAUGCGAGCAUCAGCCGCGAGCCAUCAGAGAACCCGGUUCUUUUCACGAGAUAUACAUGUCGAGAUGGCUUGCGAAGCUUGCGCCAUCAAGUUCACCUUCUUCAAGAGGAAAAAACAAUGUAUGGAUUGUUUAAGGUAUUUUUGUACAGAAUGCGUUAUAAGACGAUUUGACAGAAUACUGAGCUGCGACAACUGCAGUAUGCUCUCUCGUAGACCACUUAUUAGAAGUCAAAUACUACAAAUGCGCUCCAAAUAUUUAAGACAAUAUCUCUUGGCAAAGAACGUAUCUCUUAGAGGCUGCAUAGAAAAAGAAGAUUUAGUAAAUUUACUCAUUAUUUUUGCAAAUGGCCCGGAAGGUAGAAGAACUAGUGAAAGGAUAGAAAAUACACCAAGAAAUCAAGUAAACGAAAAUAGAACAGAAUCAAACGAAACGAGGCAAUCAAAUCGUUCUACACCACCUGAAACUUUUGAAGAUUCACCAUCUAGUCGAUCUAGAAGUCCACAAAUAAAUGAUAGGCCGAUGGGUGAAGUUACUACACCUGACGAUGUUCAAGAGACACCAGAAAAUAGAGUAGCCCACAAUAUUGAAAUCGAAGAAGUUUCAGAAAGUGAAGAAAUUGUUAAUGGAGGACCUGAACCUGUGAUAACGGAGCAAGAAGAAGUUUCUGAAACAGCUCAAACAGCUCACAUAGAGCGCACUGAAAUGUUUACAGAAAUACAAACGUGGACUGGUAUUGUUAAACUAUCAGAUAUUAAAGAAAUUCAGGAGCUUGAAAGUUUGACAGUGAAACAGCUCAAAGACUUAUUAAGUGCUAACAGAGUAGACUUCAAAGGCUGUGUAGAAAGGUGUGAGUUAUUAGACAGAGCUUGUAGGCUAUGGGAAGAAUACAGAAAAUCUAGAAAAGUGAUUGAAACUGCAGAUGAAGAUGCACUAUGUAAAAUUUGUUUGGAUGCUCCAAUUGAGUGUGUAAUUUUGGAGUGUGGCCACAUGGCUUGUUGUAUUCAAUGUGGAAAACAAAUGUCAGAAUGUCCAAUAUGUAGACAGUAUGUUGUUCGAGUUGUAAGAUUUUUUAAGGCUUAAGAAUUUGUUGUAAGAUGGAAUAAUUUUAAUGAACUAAAUUAAUAAAUAUUAUUCUUUUAUUUGAUUCA
Nasonia vitripennis (jewel wasp) is the source of this 1769-nucleotide messenger RNA. RefSeq names its product ring finger and FYVE-like domain containing 1 (gene Rffl). Gene Ontology annotation, cellular component: cytoplasm; plasma membrane. Gene Ontology annotation, biological process: negative regulation of extrinsic apoptotic signaling pathway via death domain receptors; proteasome-mediated ubiquitin-dependent protein catabolic process; protein K48-linked ubiquitination. Lineage: Eukaryota; Metazoa; Arthropoda; Insecta; Hymenoptera; Pteromalidae. The coding region runs from base 622 to 1701 and encodes 359 amino acids. The transcript has 6 exons. Gene Ontology annotation, molecular function: ubiquitin protein ligase activity. The record is from RefSeq and is marked validated.